This is a messenger RNA of Bursaphelenchus xylophilus (pine wood nematode), 1126 nucleotides long. NCBI's taxonomy places the organism in Eukaryota, Metazoa, Nematoda, Chromadorea, Rhabditida, Aphelenchoididae. The record is from the annotation of a GenBank genome assembly.
AUGCAUGCCUUUCAGCAGUUGGCGCCACCUCUAAUGGCUGCCAUCCGCAAGAAGCUCGUGAUCGUUGGGGAUGGUGCCUGCGGUAAGACCUGUCUCUUGAUUGUGUUCAGUAAGGACCAAUUCCCUGAUGUAUAUGUGCCUACUGUCUUCGAGAACUACGUCGCAGACAUUGAAGUUGACGGGAAACAGGUAAUUUAUACUUUUAGUUUUGAUGUUUUAGGUAUAAUGGGAGCGAAAUCCGACUUUAUUACAAAGACGGGAUAAGUUCUGAUUUGCGAUAUUUGAAUUUCAUCUUAUACCAGGAUGCAGACUAAUGUACGUUAUUUCAGGUGGAGCUUGCUCUUUGGGAUACUGCCGGACAAGAAGAUUAUGAUAGACUACGACCUCUCAGUUAUCCAGACACAGAUGUUAUUUUGAUGUGCUUUAGUAUCGACUCACCAGACUCUUUGGACAACAUACCAGAAAAGUGGACCCCCGAAGUAGGUUUAACAGAAUGUUUGAGGCGCUCGGCAUCUUUAAUCACACUUGGUUAUGGUUUAAUAUUUGCUCUUAUAGGUACGCCACUUCUGUCCGAAUGUCCCAAUAAUCCUCGUCGGAAACAAGAAAGACCUACGGACGGAUCCACAAACCAUCAGGGAUCUUGCCAGAAACAAGCAAGAGCCUGUGAAAACCGAGCAGGCCAAAGCCAUUGCCGACCAGAUCGGCGCCUUCGCAUAUCUCGAAUGUUCUGCCAAAACCAAAGAGGUAUUUAUUUUUCAGUUUUGUGUCAUGCAUUUAGGAAAAACCGGGGCAACGUGACUAAAUUUAUUGACCAAAAUGAUGAAAGAUUUUGAUGAGUCAUGGCUAGGUUCUACCGCUAGGGUUACGGUUCUUUUAUUAUUUUAAGAGAUGGCUUUGGAUCGGAUUUCAAGGAUGUUUUAAAAAGUAUAUUUUUGCACUACAGGGCUCUUAUCUGAUUUACGGAUAUACUUUUUCGUCAGGCCGAGGUUCUCGCUUUAUUAUACUUUCAACACUGACAACGAUUAUGUAUCGAUCAUUUCAGGGUAUCCGUGAAGUGUUUGAAAAAGCGACACAGGCCGCGCUGCAACAGAAAAAGAAGAAAAAACAGCGAUGUGACAUCCUGUGA